AUGAAGCGAUCAGCCCCUGCAACAGAUACAAACGAAGAGCCGCAAGCGACACGGCGCCGUCAAGAGCCCAUCUCCUGUCAAGUGUGUCGCAAAAAGAAGCUCAAGUGCUCACGGACAAUGCCAUGCUCGAAUUGUGUGUCGCGUGGCCUCGAGUGCCAGCCGCCGGAUGUAAUACAUUGGUCUCCAGGACAGGAUAGGAGCAGCUCGGUCGCAGCUACCAACACUGACACCUCGGUCUUGGCACGAGUUUUAGAGAGGCUACAACGACUUGAAAAUAUUGUUCUCAAGUCAGACGACAGCACUCGGAACCAUGUCAAUGAUAACACUGGAGCUGGAGCACCUUCGCCUUUGACAACACACGAAGACGUCGUACAGAACGAACUAUUUCACUCAAUUGCAAGAUCUGAUGCUUCGUCGCUAAUCAACAGUCGUCAUACCGAAGAUGAGUUCAAGAACACAGAGAUAUCUAGUUCACGACCCUCGAAUACCAUUGACGGCGAACAAAACUUUCUAUUUACCACUGGUGGAGUCUCGGAAAUUACGUUCGACCUCAAUCUCAAGGCUCCGGUGUUGACCAAGAUCUCCGUGAGUGGCAGCAGGGUCAUUCGCCGCAUUUGCCUGCCCGAACAGAAACAAGCCCAUGUGCUCUUCAAAACCUAUGCAAGCUCAAUCGGCUCAUGGUAUCAUAUCUACCAUAGGCAUACCGUUGAGGCUCUUCUCGAUAAGGUCUACCAUCAGAUUGCUUCCGGCCAAAGGCCAAAUCUAGCACACGUCGCUCUGUUGCUCAGUAUGUUCGCUGGCGGAGCUUAUUUCCAAGCGUUUGCAGCAGAGACCUUAUUUGCAGACCCCAAGGAGGCCAACCAGCUGGCGCUGAGUUGGACGCAUAAUACACUGGAUAUACUGGACCAUGUCGAACGUGCUUCAAUGCCUACUUCGAUAGAACAGUUGCAAGCCACCAUCAUCAUGUCUCUGAUGAUACAAAAUUUCGAAGGGCUUUCAAAAAAGUAUUGGCUGCUGCAGAGUACCUCAAUCACUCUAGCCAGAGAUUUGUCGAUACACUUCCUAGACCAUCCGGCAAGAGCAAGGUCUAAGAACGUGAUUGAGAAUGAAGUGAAGAGGAGGAUUUGGUGCUUUUUGGCAACUACAGACUGGCUACUGGGGAGCAUGCCGAGCCCUCAAGAAGGCACUUACACGAUAAAUCCGCGUCACUGCCUAGUCAACCGCCCAAUGAACGUAGAUGAUGAUGAUCUGGCUCGUGGUGGAGACAUCCAAAACAAGCCAAUGUCAGAGCCGACCGAGAUGUCCUACUUCCUGAUCAGAACGGAUGGAGGAGAGAUGUGUCGAGGUUUUGCGGAUCUCGUCCACCCUUUGGCUUCUGGAGUGAAUAAUGUCGACUAUGACGAGAUCAUUGCCCUCGAGAACCAGACCGCAAAAUUGGUGAAUGACAUGCCGUUCUACUUCCAGCUGGACGAGGAAAGUCGCAGAAGGACAGAGCCGUAUCUCAGCAAGUACCCACAAUUGGCGACACAGAGAUAUCUCUUACAGCAAGGCCUCCAUUGCCACCGAAGCAGGAUUCAUCGGCCGUUCCUCAUUCGCGGAUCAAUGGACGCACGGUUCAAGUUCUCGCGGGAAGCAUGCUUGGAGUCUGUCCGGAAGAGUCUCGAAAUCCGCCGCUUGUUGAAUCAGGAGAAACGGGGCAUGGUCCUGCCCAUCGCAAGACUCAACUUUGUGUUGUACCACGUCUUCAUGGCUGCACUUACACUAGCUCUUGACAUGUGCUUCAACAAGUCGACCAGUGAAGCGGAGGACCUGAGUCGACGCACGGAACUGAAAGAGGCAUGCAUGAUGCUUCAGGAGUCAUGCACGGAGAUGCCAGCCGCGGAUCGGUUCCUUGGGCCACUAAUGGAACUGCUGCGAAAGCAUAAGAUCCAGCUGCAAGACGCUGGCUCACAGAACCCGUACCUGACACCUUCUGAAUCUGCUGGAACGCCGAAUGUCCAGGCAGGUGCAAUGAGCCUUGCCGCUCAUGACCAAGACACUGCGACACAGGUGCAGAGUCAACAGUCGAACACAGAUUGGACCUCUUCGUUGGCGCCGGAGCUCGACUUUGACGGCUUAUGGGAAGAAUUCAUCAAUGUGGUUCCAGACUCAAAUGCUUCAGGCUGGGAUGACCUCUUGGCCGACUUCAAUCACGCAAGUCUUUUCUUGGGCGUGUAG
Aureobasidium pullulans EXF-150 is the source of this 2217-nucleotide messenger RNA. RefSeq lists its product as uncharacterized. The transcript is spliced from 4 exons. Gene Ontology annotation, molecular function: DNA-binding transcription factor activity, RNA polymerase II-specific; DNA binding; zinc ion binding. Gene Ontology annotation, biological process: DNA-templated transcription; regulation of DNA-templated transcription. Bases 1 to 2217 code for a protein of 738 amino acids. The record is from RefSeq and is a predicted model, not a curated record. Lineage: Eukaryota; Fungi; Ascomycota; Dothideomycetes; Dothideales; Saccotheciaceae.